Malania oleifera is the source of this 2479-nucleotide messenger RNA. RefSeq names its product transcription factor EGL1-like. NCBI's taxonomy places the organism in Eukaryota, Viridiplantae, Streptophyta, Magnoliopsida, Santalales, Ximeniaceae. The transcript has 9 exons. The coding region runs from base 284 to 2218 and encodes 644 amino acids. The record is from RefSeq and is a predicted model, not a curated record. Gene Ontology annotation, molecular function: protein dimerization activity.
AGUAAAGCCUUCACCUUUAAGAACGCCCGAACAAAAAAAGUAAUUGCAAGGCUGCUAAUGUUUCAUGGUUUGUCUUACUAGUUACAAGUCCCUCUUUCAAGUUUCAACCGUAAACGCAAAUGGUCUCCUUUUCUUUUUUCUUUUUGGUUCCAAGAAAGUUGUUAUUCAUCCUAGGUUGGAUAUAGCAUCUCAGGAGUAGAGGGAGGAGGAGAGGGAAGAGAAGAGAAAAGAUAAAAACAGAGGUCUGGGAGGAAAGCCCGGCAAAAACAGAUUAUUUUAGGUAAUGUGUAGGAUGAUGGCUGAUGGGGUCCAAAACCAAGAGGGUAUACCAGAGAAUUUUAAAGAGCGGCUUGCUGUUGCAGUGAGGAGUAUCCAAUGGAGCUAUGCAAUCUUCUGGUCAAUGUCAACUAGCCAACAAGGGAUACUUGAAUGGGGUGAUGGAUACUACAAUGGUGAUAUUAAGACAAGGAAGACAGUUCAGGCCAUGGAACUUCAAGCUGAUAAAAUCGGUCUACAGAGAAGUGAGCAAUUGAGAGAGCUUUAUGGGUCUCUUUUGGAAGACGAAACCGAUCAGCAAGCAAAGAGGCCUUCUGCUGCAUUGUCCCCAGAAGAUCUUUCAGAUGCAGAAUGGUAUUACUUGGUUUGCAUGUCCUUCGUGUUCAAUCCUGGGCAAUGUUUGCCAGGAAAAGCAUUAGCAAAUUGUCAACCAAUCUGGUUAUGCAAUGCUCAAUAUGCUGAAAGCAAAGUAUUCUCUCGUUCUUUGCUAGCAAAGAGUGCAUCCAUUCAGACUGUGGUGUGUUUUCCCCAUCUGGGAGGUGUGAUUGAGCUAGGUGUAACUGAGCGGGUCUUGGAAGAUCCUACUCUCAUUCAACACAUCAAAACUUGCUUGUUAGAGCUCUCAAAGCCCAUUUGCUUUGAGAAAACUUGUUCUGGUCCAUGUAACACAGAUGAUGAUAAGGACCCCAUGUAUGCCAACAUCAAUCAUGAGACAGCCAGCAUAAUGGUUUUGGGGAAUUUUUAUUCCCCAGAAGAAGAAAUUGAAUUUGAUCAGGACAGGAUUAAUGAGUUGCAUGGGAAUAUUCAUGAACCCAAUAUGGGUUCCCCUAAUGAAUGUUCAAAUGGCUGUGAGCAAAAUAAUGUGACAGAGGAUUCCUUCAUGCUUGAAGGUAUUAAUGGCGGGGCUUCUCAGGUUCAGAGCUGGCAUUUCAUGGAUGAUGAUUUCAGCAAUGGUGCUCAAGAUUCCAUAAAUUCUAGUGAUUGCAUAUCCCAAGCUUUUGUGAAUCAAGAGAAUGGCAUAUCUUCUCCUAAGGUUGAGAAGCAAAACAGCCUACAAUUGAAAGAUCUUCAAGAGUGCAAUCAUACAAAACUCAACUCCUUGGAUCUUGGAACUAAUGAUGACUUGCAUUACAGAAGAACUCUUUCUACCAUUCUUAAAAGUUCAAAUGGAUUGAUUGAACACCCAUGUUUCUGCACUAGCUAUUGCAAAUCCUGCUUUGUAAGUUGGAAGAAAGGAGGAACAAUUGAUGGUCAUAGGCCACAUGUGGGGCAAACAGUGCUAAAGAAGAUUUUAUUUUCUGUCCCCCGUAUGCAUCGUGAUGGCUCUCCUUGUUCACAAAAAGAAACUGGUGGAAAAGAUUUCCUUUGUGGGAAUGAGAAUGAUAAAUUUCUCGUCCUUAAAUCAAUGGUACCAUCUGUCAGCAAGAUUGACAAAGCCUCCAUCCUUCAUGACACAAUAGAAUAUUUGAAAGAACUUGAGGCAAAAGUGGAAGAGUUGGAAUCUUGCAUGGACUUGACAGAGUAUGAUGGUAAAUCGAGAAGGAAAUUUUCUGACCAGGUAGAGCAGAUAUCGGAUAACUAUGAUGACAGAAAGAUUGAAAAUAGCAAGAAGCAUUGGGUAAACAAGAGGAAAGCUAGUGACAUUGAUGAAAUAGAACCACAGCUCAACAAAAUUGUUCCUGCUGAUGGCCUGCCAUUGGAUAUGAAAGUCAGCAUCAAAGAGCAGGAGGUUCUGAUUGAGAUGAGAUGUCCUUGGAGAGAAUAUUUGUUGCUUGAUAUAAUGGAUGCUAUAAACAAUCUGCACUUGGAUGCUCACUCAGUUCAAUCAUCUAACAUCAAUGACAUUCUCAAUUUAACCCUCAAUUCUAAGUUUCGAGGAACAGCAGUUGCUUCAGCAGGAAUGAUCGAACAAGCACUCUGGAAAAUUGUAAGUAAGUGCUGAAGGUGGAUUGAUGCCAACUACCUCCUUGUAUUUGUUGGAUUUCAGUAGUUUGUAAGAGUUGGUUUCUUAGCAGUUGUGUAAUGGGUCGUAAUGAGCUGUUCAAUGAUGUCAUAAUUUUAACACAGUACUUAAUUAUCUGCCCAACCCUAAAACUUGCUUAUGGGCUUCACUAGAAACCUACUUCAGCGAUGAAUAACCAUUUCUUUCAGUGUAAGAUACCACUAUCUCGCAUCAUUCAAUAUGUCAACGAGUAUUUCGAUC